AUGGAACAAGGUGAAGCCCAGAGCCCUCAGGCGGUGCCUGUGGACCACGUCUUUGAGGAUGAAGAUGGCAAUGUGUGUAUUGUAACUUAUGCUGACUCCUCGGAUGUAACGUACAUGCCGAUGGUACCUGUGGAGGCAACUGAAGAGGUGGUGUUAUGUGAUGCCUCACAAGAGGAAGUGAAGAUUGAAUUGGACGAAGGUUAUACGAUCAUUUAUCCAGAAGGAUACACUGAGGAAGAUAUAACUACAGUUGUUGAAACCAAGCCGAAGAAAUCUACAAGAAGAGGCCAACAUCAGUGUAAAAUUUGCAACAAGACGUUUUCUCAGACUGUAAACCUGAUCACUCAUGAGCGUAUACACACGGGGGAGAAACCAUAUGUCUGCAAUGUGUGCAGAAAGCCGUUCUCCCAACAGCCAAACCUGUGGAAACACAUGCGCACCCACACUGGGGAACGGCCUUACCAGUGUAUCACAUGCAAGAAGCGCUUCACUCAGCAAGCCAACCUCGCCAAGCACAUACGCAUACACACUGGUGAGAGGCCAUUCUCAUGCGAGUACUGUGGCAGAAGCUUCACACAGCAGGCGAACCUCACAAAACAUGUGCGUCUGCAUACGGGCGAGCGUCCGUUCCAGUGCCGCUUCUGUUCCAAAACAUUUGUCCAGCAGUCCAAUGUGGAGCGACACGAGAGAAUACACACUGGCGUAAAACCUUUCAAGUGCCAUAUAUGCUGUGACACCUUCGCUCAGAACGCCCACCUCUCCAAGCAUCUUCGGUCUAUACACAAGGUCUCACCAGCCAGCAGUUACAACGGGCCUACUUAUUACUUGAAAGUACAAGAGGACGACAAAGUGGAUGUGGCGGAGGAUGGCGACGAUUCAGAAGAAACUAUACACAUGGUCUCAACAGGCAGCAAUCACAAUAGGCCUACUUAUUACUUGAAAGUACGGCAGGAUGACAAAGUGAAUGUGAUGGGGGAUGGGGAUGCGUCGGGAGAAAUUGUGAUCAUUGAACAGUGUGCACUGGACUCUACAAAAAAAAUUGGUAUUCCAGUGAUAUACUGUACAAAAACUCAUAGAAUUAUCAAAAGAGUGGAUUAAAUUUGUGUGUGACGGUAAACAAUUAUCUUUAGUCUCAUUUUGAAAUUACUAGUUUGCAUGUAUCCUUGGAAUUUGUAAAGUUAAUGUGUAAAUAUUAGAAUAUAUUUUCUGGUAUUAUUAUUUUUGGUUUUUAUCUACGUCAAUGAUUUUCUGUUAGCUGAGUAGUUGUAGUUCUCACCUUUCAAAAUAUUAAAUAAUUCCAGUGGCGUAGAUAGACAAAAAUAGCCAGUUGCUCUUAUUGAGGUUUUUUGUACACAUUGAAUUAUUUCACAAUUCUUUUUUUUUUUUGUAAAUUUCACAAUAAUGCCAUUCCGUUGUAGCACUUUAACUUUUUUAAUUUAUGAUUAGGCCUAUAAGGUAUUUUAAAACUGUACAUUUACUGAACUUAUGUCAAACAUGUAGGGUAAACUGUUGCAGUUUUUCUAUGCCCCUCUUACAUUAUAAAACUGCAUUAUUGGUGAA
Macrosteles quadrilineatus (aster leafhopper) is the source of this 1560-nucleotide messenger RNA. RefSeq names its product zinc finger protein 271-like. The coding region runs from base 1 to 1098 and encodes 365 amino acids. The transcript is spliced from 3 exons. Lineage: Eukaryota; Metazoa; Arthropoda; Insecta; Hemiptera; Cicadellidae. The record is from RefSeq and is a predicted model, not a curated record.